AUGUCCCGUGUUGUGAACACAUCAGGGAUCCUCAAACAACAGCUCCCACAAGUCAGCACAGCAAGCACUCAGCUGCGGAACGGUGCCUUUGGAAGCUUCAGAAUCAGUGGCUCUCAGGUCUUCACCAUGGAUCAAGGGCAGCAAGGAGAACUGAACUGGCGCCUCAGCGCUCACCCGAUCACGCUACUUGUCUUCUUGGGAAUUCGCAUCGGUGCCUUGCUGAUGUACCUCUUUGGUGUCCUCUUCAUUGACAACUUCAUCCUUGUAUUCAUCCUGACCCUGCUCCUCCUCUCCGCGGACUUCUACUACCUUAAGAACAUUGCUGGGCGUCGACUUGUUGGCCUACGAUGGUGGAAUGAGGUCAACACUACCUCCGGCGACUCACACUGGGUAUUCGAGUCCGCAGACCCUAAUGUUCGCACGAUCAGCGCCACUGAUAAAAGGUUCUUCUGGCUGAGCAUGUACGUCACACCGGCUCUGUGGGUUGGACUGGCCGUGUUGGCCAUCGUGAGAUUGGUUGGUGUGAUUUGGUUGAGCUUGGUUGGCAUUGCCCUGAUUUUGACGAUUACCAAUACGGUGGCUUUUUCCCGUUGUGACAAGUUCAGCCAGGCAUCGACAUUCGCGAACAGCGCCCUGGGAGGUGGAAUCGUGAACAACAUUGCCGGUGGCCUGCUGGGAAGGCUUUUCCGGUAA
Molecule: messenger RNA, 693 nt
Organism: Penicillium atrosanguineum
Lineage: Eukaryota; Fungi; Ascomycota; Eurotiomycetes; Eurotiales; Aspergillaceae
Product: DUF846 domain-containing protein
Exons: 4
Coding region: 1-693 (230 amino acids)
Biological process (GO): vesicle-mediated transport; protein secretion
Cellular component (GO): Golgi membrane
Source: RefSeq, a predicted model, not a curated record